Messenger RNA from Scaptodrosophila lebanonensis, 856 nucleotides. RefSeq names its product 60S ribosomal protein L10 (gene RpL10). Gene Ontology annotation, biological process: translation; ribosomal large subunit assembly. The record is from RefSeq and is a predicted model, not a curated record. Gene Ontology annotation, cellular component: cytosolic large ribosomal subunit; ribosome. The transcript is spliced from 4 exons. NCBI's taxonomy places the organism in Eukaryota, Metazoa, Arthropoda, Insecta, Diptera, Drosophilidae. Gene Ontology annotation, molecular function: structural constituent of ribosome. The coding region runs from base 134 to 790 and encodes 218 amino acids.
CCAUAGUAAUCUGCGAUUUUAUAUUGUUCUUUUGCAUGGUCCUAUUAAGUUUUUAUGCAGACAAAAACAUAAAAUUACAGAUAGUUAUAAUAACCUUGCAUCUCUUUUGUGUCAUCUGCAUUUUAGGCUCAAGAUGGGUCGACGUCCCGCAAGAUGUUAUCGUUACUGCAAAAAUAAGCCUUAUCCAAAGUCUCGUUUCUGUCGUGGUGUUCCGGACCCCAAAAUUCGCAUAUUCGAUUUGGGUAGGAAAAAGGCCACUGUGGAAGACUUCCCACUAUGUGUCCAUCUGGUAUCUGACGAAUACGAACAAUUAAGCAGCGAAGCGUUAGAAGCAGGGCGCAUCUGCUGCAAUAAGUACUUGGUGAAGUACUGCGGCAAGGAUCAAUUCCAUAUAAGAAUGCGUUUGCACCCAUUCCACGUCAUCCGCAUAAACAAAAUGUUGUCGUGUGCCGGAGCCGAUAGGCUCCAAACUGGUAUGAGGGGUGCUUUUGGAAAGCCGCAGGGAACAGUUGCACGUGUUCGUAUUGGUCAACCCAUAAUGUCUGUGCGUUCAAGCGAUCGGUACAAGGCACAGGUUGUCGAAGCCUUGCGUCGAGCCAAGUUUAAGUUUCCCGGACGCCAAAAGAUAUACGUUUCUAAAAAAUGGGGCUUCACUAAAUACGAUCGCGAGCGCUACGAAGAACUACGAGAUGAUAAUCGUUUUGAGCAAGAUGGCUGCAAUGUGAAGUAUCGGCCUGAGCAUGGCCCAAUGGCAGUUUGGGAGAAAACUCAGCGCGAAGUUUAUGGUUAAAAUGCAAUGAGCAGUAGCAGCAUGCCUAAUAUAAUAAACGGACUAAUGUUCAUUUAUGAGACCGCA